GCCACUGACUCAUUGCGGCGAAGGGAAUAUAAUAACAAUCUCUGAGUCUUCAUUAUCUACUUAAAAGACCAUUCUUUCUAAUAGUUGCCCGUUGAUUGCUUGGGUUUCGUUGGUAUAAGUCCCUUGUUAGGCGUUAUUAUUAUAUCCCUCUUCUAUCCACACCCGCAGCUUAAUCAGUAACACCCCUCACCACCCCUCCUCCCCCGCCCAGCUUAACCAGGAACAACGCAGUUUAAUCAUUCACGAUGCCAAUGCUUAAGGACCCCUCGAAAAAAUAUAGGCGCUUCAAGCCCUUGGAUCUUCCCAAUCGGCAAUGGCCUUCAAAGACGCUGGACAAGCCCCCCCGGUGGUUGGCUACUGACCUCAGAGAUGGCAACCAGAGCUUGGUCGACCCCAUGGAUGGGGACCAAAAGCUUCGGUAUUUCAGAAUGCUUGUAGAGAUUGGAUACAAGGAAAUUGAGAUCUCAUUUCCAUCAGCUUCGCAAACAGAUUAUGAUUUCACUCGACGUCUUAUCGAGAACCCCGAUGAGGUACCAGACGAUGUUUGGCUACAAGUUCUUUGCCCUUGCCGGGAAGACUUCAUUCGACGGACAGUUGAUUCCCUCAAAGGGGCCAAAAAGGCCAUCCUUCAUCUCUACCUUGCAACAAGCGAAUGCUUCCGCAGAAUAGUAUUCGGCAUGUCGAAACAAGAGAGCUUGGAGAUGGCUGUACGAUGCACGAAGUACGCUCGUUCGAUCACAAAGGACGACCCUUCAACUGCAGGAACCGAGUGGCUUUUCGAGUUUUCACCUGAAACCUUUUCAGAUACGGAUCCUGAUUUCGUCCUCGAAGUUUGUGAGGCAGUGAAAGCCGCUUGGGAGCCAACAGAAGAAGCGCCACUCAUCUUUAACCUUCCUGCUACCGUCGAAAUGUCCACCCCCAACGUUUAUGCGGAUCAAAUUGAGUACUUCUCGACACGCAUCUCCGAGAGAGAGAAAGUCUGCGUAUCUCUACAUCCGCAUAAUGACCGCGGAUGCGCAAUUGCAGCAGCAGAGUUGGCACAGAUGGCUGGUGCUCAGCGGGUUGAAGGCACCUUGUUCGGAAAUGGAGAACGAACCGGAAACGUCGAUUUAGUCACUCUGGCCCUCAACCUCUAUACACAGGGAAUCUCCCCAGGGGUGGAUUUCUCAGAUAUCAACUCCAUUAUAAAGGUAGUGGAGGAAAGCAACAAAAUCCCAGUGAAUGAAAGAUGGCCUUAUGGUGGACAAUUGGUCGUUUGCGCCUUCAGCGGCAGUCAUCAAGAUGCUAUCAAGAAGGGCUUCCAGCUUCGUGAAAAGACCAACGCAACGGGCGAGGAUAGGUGGCAAAUACCCUACCUCCCCAUUGACCCAGAAGAUAUCGGUCGCAACUACGAAGCCAUCAUCCGUGUCAACUCACAGAGUGGCAAAGGUGGCGUUGCCUGGGUUAUCCUCCGCAGUCUUGAACUGGAUCUUCCCCGCGGGCUACAAGUUGCAUUCAGCAAAGUCAUUCAGAAGCAAGCCGACAAGCUUGGCCGUGAGCUCCUGCCCAAAGAAAUCGUCUCCCUUUUUGAAGAGGCCUACCAUCUCAAGCAAAACGCCCGUUUCUCCCUGGUAGACUACAACAUCACCACCGACCGUUCACAGUCCCCCGCACCUCCAGAGCCCGGUAAAGCACUCAACACCAAGAACCUCAAGCGACGCUUUGCUGGCAUUAUUGAAAUCGACGGUAUGCAACACGCCAUCGUCGGCGUCGGCACCGGUGCCAUUUCUUCCCUCGCGAACGCCCUAAAAUCCCUAGGCAUUGACCUCGACGUUGUCGACUACAAGGAACACGCUAUCGGGGCCCAUAAAAACACCAAAGCCGCAACAUACAUCGAGUGCACGUCCUCAUGUAGUCCAGACAAGGUCUGGGGUGUUGGUAUCCACCAGGACGUUGUCCAGGCGAGUUUGACUGCGCUUCUGAGCGCUGCUAGCUCCUUCCUCACGUCUCGGGCAUCUACCCCCGCGCCAUUCCGCCCCGCCAAUGUAAAACCACUUACAGAAGCAGAUCUUGAAGCUCUGGAGCAGAUGCAAGGCCAUACCGGACCAGCCCGAGCUUUGGUACCCGACAACGCUAAUGUUGGCGUAGCACUUGCGCAGCAAAAGGUGGAUAUCGAGAAACUGGAAGCCCAGGCGAAUAACCUGGGUUCUGUAAAGCAAGGAUAACCAUCUUCUUCUUCUUUUAUUUUUUCUUUAAGAAGAAGAAGAGAAACUUAUUUAUACGCAAGAAAGGCAGGCAUAAGAUAGAGAGAAGGGCCUUCAAGCAUCAUGAUAAUAAGUAGGGUAGGGCGAAAAUUUUGUUCGUCAUAUUGGGAAUCACACUCAUAAAAAUUUUUAUAUCCUGUUCGGUCAAAUCGUCUACGGAUAUAUUUUUUUUUUCUUGAUUUUUUCUGGUUACGUCUAAAAAGCAAGCUUUGGAAAUUGCUUGAUUCACGGAGAUAAAAGCAUGCAAUGCGAUAUGGAUAAGAAUAGGCCCCAACGGGAUUUAAGGGUCGACGAAUUUUUACGAUUUAAUUUUUUAAUAAUUCAUUCUUUUCUCCCUUUUUUUUUUUGAACUUUGACUCAUAAUCUGUACUU
Molecule: messenger RNA, 2615 nt
Organism: Blastomyces gilchristii SLH14081
Lineage: Eukaryota; Fungi; Ascomycota; Eurotiomycetes; Onygenales; Ajellomycetaceae
Product: 2-isopropylmalate synthase
Exons: 4
Coding region: 246-2204 (652 amino acids)
Biological process (GO): L-leucine biosynthetic process
Cellular component (GO): mitochondrion
Molecular function (GO): 2-isopropylmalate synthase activity
Source: RefSeq, a predicted model, not a curated record